Hevea brasiliensis (rubber tree) is the source of this 1383-nucleotide messenger RNA. RefSeq lists its product as uncharacterized. Gene Ontology annotation, molecular function: protein binding. The transcript is spliced from 4 exons. The record is from RefSeq and is a predicted model, not a curated record. Lineage: Eukaryota; Viridiplantae; Streptophyta; Magnoliopsida; Malpighiales; Euphorbiaceae. Bases 799 to 1077 code for a protein of 92 amino acids.
AUUUUUAUUGCAAACAAAUAUUUGAACUUCACCUGGGAAUGGAACAAAAAAUCCUCAACUCAUUUGGUGGAAUGAAUGAAGAAAGCAUUUGUGCUUUCCCAGAGGCAAGGUCAGAAAGAGGAAGUAGGAUAUUGUCGGAGAAUUUAACUCAUAUAUAGUAUAAAUGAAACAAAUGCCCAAGUGGCACUAUAUAGGAGUGUAGCAACUUACUGCAGGAACAUUGUUAUUCGCAUUCCUUGGUUGAUCUUUACCUUCCAUUUUUAGUACUAUGUUCACUCUUGCUCUGCUGUUUUAUAGGUCUAAAUAUCAAUUUUUGAAGUUCUACAUGGUCUUUCCAAUGCAUUGCUUGCUGCUAAGAAACGGGAUGGGGUAUGGUGUCUUUCAAUUGUGCAGUUCCUUAAUUCAAAAUGAUUUGCAUAUAUCCCUGGUGGUUGUCUAGAUGCUACAGUAUUUCAAGUUCUGCUGAUACACUCCAAUGGAUUCAGAUUAAAAGGAAAAUUAAACUUGAUUUGGACAUCUGUUUUUAUAUAGUUUUUUUAGUAUAUGCUGCUGAAUGUGGAGAUUCAAAUAUUUGAUACAAGAUGGUUUUACCAGGAUUUUUUGUGAUUGACAUGAACUUGUCCCAAAUGUUGGACAAAUGGACAUACUUUUGCUGCUUUAAGCUAUUGGCCAAUCACAGUUCUUGACAUUUUAGGAUCACUCUGCAAUUUAUGGCUGUUCAGGUCCUUAUGUUUUCUUGUGAACGUCUGACUUCUGAAAAAAUCAAGUAGCAUUGAUGUUAAAUCUGAUAGCUAUGCAAUGGAAACUGAAUUGGAGGUGGACCCUAUUCAAGUUGACUUGCUUCAUGGAAAGGCCUAUUCAGAUUGGGGACAUGCGAGUGAUGCUGUAUCUGUUUAUGAUCAGCUCAUCUCUAGUCACCCUAAUCAGUUUUGGGUUUACCUAGCAAAGGCAAUUAUAUUGAAAGAAAAUGGCAAUGUUGGGCAUACAGAGACAAUUCAGUUUCUACUUGCACUCCUUCAAACAUACAGACACAAAUACAAGCAUGCGGGCCACAUACUCAAAGCCUCGUGCAUAUAGCAAUCUUUCCAUGUUUCCAUGCAACCUAAUAGCAAAAUGUAGCCUACUGUUGUAUAAUGUUUAUCUGAUUGCAUGUGUGGACCACGAAAAGAAUUGUGGUCUUCUGUGGUAUCCUUUGUGAUGUGAACAAACUAAUAGAAACAAUUGCACGACUGGACAACCACAAACAUCAUUUGAUGUUAUAUUCAAAUUAUGUUCUAUAGCUACUUUUUGUUUGUAAUUGCAUUUGCCAUUGGCAGUGUGACUUGAUUCAUAGAAAUUUUCAAAUCAAUUUUACUUAUAUAUAUUUUGAAAAAAGGUUACCUA